Molecule: messenger RNA, 5079 nt
Organism: Pimephales promelas (fathead minnow)
Lineage: Eukaryota; Metazoa; Chordata; Actinopteri; Cypriniformes; Leuciscidae
Gene: nrg2a
Product: neuregulin 2a
Biological process (GO): intracellular signal transduction; nervous system development; animal organ development
Molecular function (GO): signaling receptor binding
Source: RefSeq, a predicted model, not a curated record
UUCCCGAUUGCAAAUCUAUCGGAAAAAAGCAGCGGAUCCCGAUGGCAUGGACACUUACGCAAGUUCUGCCGCGCCGCCGUGCUACUGGAGCCUAUUCGCAGUCUCUUCAGCCUUCAACCCAGCUCCACCGCCAUCGCCCCGCAGCCCUGCCGCAACGCGACCACCGACCAUCGAGCCAAAGCAGGCGGCAUGAGGAGGCUUGAUUCGGUACACUUAUCCAUGCUGCUCAUCGGGGUCUCCUUCGCCUGCUACUCCCCGAGUCUGAAUUCCCUGCAGGACCAGGCUUACAGAUCCGCCGUGGUGAUUGAGGGCAAGGUGCAGUCCGCGCCUCAGAACGUCUCAGCGGAGCCGUACAGUGUGAAUGUCAAAGUCCUGGACGUGUGGCCGCGGAACAGCGGGGGUCUGGAGCGGGAGCAGCUCGUCACCGUGGGGGAAUUUGGCUCGGAGGCUCCGUGCGCUAAAGUGAAGAAGAAUCACAAGUAUAUAUUUUUCAUGGACCCAACUGAUGAACCCUUGGUUUUUAAAGCGUCGUUUGCGCCCUUAGAUACAAGUGGGAAGAACCUGAAAAAAGAUGUGGGGAGGAUCUUGUGUGAAGACUGCGCUGUUGCUCCUACACUGAAGCAUAUGAGGAAUCCUGUGUUGGUGGACGAAGGAAGCAAGCUGAUAGUGAAGUGUGAGGCCUCCGGAAACCCCACCCCGGAGUAUAAGUGGUACAAAGAUGGCGCUGAACUGAAGAAGAGCAAAGAGAUCAGAAUAAGGAACGGCAAGAAAAACUCCAAAGUUCAGAUCGGCAGAGCAAAGCUGGAGGAUUCUGGGAAUUACACAUGUGUAGCAGAGAAUACUCUGGGGAAGGAAAACGGCACCAGUACAGUGCACGUACAAAGCAUAACCACAACGUUAUCUCCCGGUUCGGGCCACGCCAGAAAAUGCAACGACACAGAGAAGGCAUACUGUGUGAAUGGCGGUGACUGUUACUACAUACAUGGUAUAAAUCAGUUUUCCUGCAAGUGUCCAAAUGACUUUACUGGUGAUCGCUGUCAAACCUACGUUAUGGCCAGUUUCUACCAAUCUCUUGGGAUUGAAUUUAUGGAGGCAGAGGAGCUCUAUCAGAAGAGAGUCCUGACAAUCACCGGCAUCUGUGUGGCUCUUUUGGUGGUGGGCAUAGUCUGUGUGGUGGCCUACUGCAAAACCAAGAAACAGAGGAAGAAGAUGCACAAUCACCUGAGGCAGAACCUUUAUGUGGAUCAUCCCAACCGAAACCUGGCCAACGGACCCAAUCACCCAGGCCCAGGUCCUGAGGAAAUACCUAUGGUAGAUUACAUCUCCAAAAAUGUACCGGCAACUGAGAGGGUCAUUAGACACGGAGCAGAGGCACCUUUUCCUGGCAGCCGGCAGUCUUCCAGAUCCCACAACUCCUCCACCCGGGCUCAUUCCUCCACUCACAGACAUGAAGGGAGAACGUGGAGUCUGGAGCGAACAGACAGCGUCCUCUCCGACUGUCCUUCCGACAUGAUGUCGUCCUCAGUGGGGACCAGUAAAUGCAACAGUCCUGCGUGCAUGGAGGCUCGGGCCAGACGUGCCGCACACUGUGGCUUUACUGAGCCCCACCGGCCGGCCCUGCAGUACGGCGACUCUUUCGACUCGCUUGGGGACUCUCCGCAUAGCGACAGGUACGUGUCGGCAUUGACCACGCCGACUCACCUGUCUCCCGUGGACUUCCAUUACUCACUGCCCCCGCAGGUGCCUACCUUCCAGAUCACGUCUCCCAACGCCAGCCACGCCAUGUCUCUGCCCCCCGCCGCACACGCUCCCUACCCCCCGGAGGAGGACCAGCCGCUGCUGCGGCGCUACCAGGUGCCACUGCACGAGGCACGGGGCCACGAGCCCUACCGGCAGCAGCAGCGUGGCAGCUACCUGCGGGACAGCACGGGCAGCCUUCCCUCCAGCCCCUACCGGCUGGCUCAGGAGGAAGAGUACGAAAGCACCCAGGAGUACCUCUCCUCCAUGGAGCAACCAAAGAGAAGCAGUCGCCGCUGGCGCCGGUCCAGACUCAAUGGCCACGUGGCGCCACGCGGCUACCAAACGUCCCGGGACUUGGGCUCACGCACCUGCCUGUCGGACAGCGAUUCGGAGGAGGAGGAAGGUGAGAGCACGCCCUUCCUCAGUAUGCAGAACAUGAACGCCGCCGAGCCCUCCGCCCUCUACAGGCCCGUGCCCGACACACGGACUUCUCACGCCCAGAGCGGGCGGCACGGUCCACACGCCAACACACAGACCAGACUGACGCACUCGCGCCCCAAAAUGGACAAUGCACCCCACUAGAGAGACCACCACCUAUCCACAAACCCCCCCGAUCUACUAUAGACAUGCACCUAUAAGAAAUAUUUUUAUUUUAUAUAACUGACAGAUAUUAUAAACAAAUGAAAUAUUUAUUUUCAUUUUAGCAAAAGUUGUCUACUAGUUAACAGCAAAGACUUUUUUUAUAGGGAAAACUCUAUUUAUAUGUACAUUUUGAUUUACAGCAUAAAAAAAAAGAUGUGCCAAUUUUUUCACAACUUAAAAAAAAAACAACAAAAAAAAAACAAAAAUAGAGUAAUAUUGUGGUGCCUUUUGCUGUAUGCUGGUGCCAGAAGGCCAGUGGAGUUUUUUGUAGCCUUUCUUAUACGGACGCCUCAUUUUUUUAUACUCGUUUACUCUUUUGUUGUCUCUUUUUGGCCUUUUAUUUCUUUCCUUUCUUUUCAAGGUUGUGUUUUUUGGGAGCUGACCCCCAUUUGAACUGUGACAUCCCCCCCUCCACCGUCAUGCAAUAUAAACCACUCUAACAUAAGGUGUAUGUUUACAUGAAUUUGAUCCACAGAGAUGUGUUUAUGAUCAUGUUGCUUUGCCAACAGGAAAUCAAUGACAAAUGCAACCGGGGGUUCGGAAAAAGUAGUGUGUGCGUGUGUGUGUGUGUGUGUGUGCGUGUGUGUGUGUGUGAACGUGAGCGACCAAAAGCGAGAGGCCUCGAAAUGACUGUGGCUCUGAUAAAUAUGCUGCUGUUGUCUAGAGUUACACAUGUGGGCAACUGAUGUCGUCUUACAGAUGCACUGCCUUGAUUUGCUUUGCAUCCCUACAGGGUAAGGUUUGUCACACAGGAGCCUUCUUUUUUCCAAAGGGGAUUGUGGGUUAAAUGUGAGUGGGCCGUGGGCCGGGCUGUCAGUGCUAAUAGCUUUUGACAGAUAACAAAGAAAUAAAGAACAUGUAGUCUCUCCCACGCAGCCCACUUUCCCGUCACUCAGCCGAGUCGCCCUCAUUAUCAGCACAUCCAUCCGGUUAGAGCGGUCAGCGGGAGAGAUAGACGGGAGGAAUGGAAGGCCUCACAGCGUCUCAGGACUUCAUUUCACUCCACAUCUUCAUCUAGCGCAGGACUGAAGAGAGACUGACGGAUGCGUCCCCUCCAUCGUUUGGUCCUGGUACAUUGGGACAGCAAGAGUACAGGUGCUGUUCACACAAGACACGUUCUUAUUCCCACUUUCCACUUUUUGUGAUCAUAAAUGCCCAACCCUUGAAAUAUGAUGCAUAAAGAAACAAAUUGCAAUUUUGGAAAUGUAUAUAUGUGCACUUAUUCUAAAUAAUAGAAUAAACAAUGUAUGCGUGUACAGAGGCACACAUAGUACUCACAUAUUUAAUUUUUUAGAGUGGAUAAGUAUCAGUUAAAAAUAAUGGACCAAUCAAAUGAAUCUAGGGGUGGGAUAAGCAUAUUUACAGUUCGCAACAAUGGGUUGGGUUAUGAGACUUGCAUUUAACUCUUAUUUUUCAUAUUAGAAUGUGUCCUGUGUGAACAACCCUGUAACACACAAUCAUAUACACACACAAACACAGUCUCAAAUGACAAGACAAAUAGCUGUGAACAUUAUUAGGGGUCAUUAAAAUGCCAAAAUAUGCAAACUUUAUAUUCUACUUGCGUUCCAAUGCAUUUCAUUUUUAGUGUGUAAUGUUGAGGCAGUUUUGUUUUUUUAACUUCAGGUCAGUUUUUUUUUUUUUUUUACAUUAGGUCCAUAUAUUUCAUAAUUAUUUAAUAUAUUCACAGUUACUCUAAGACACCAAAUAGGGCAGGUCGUUAUAAUUCUUAUUUUAUCAUUAUUUUCCAUAUGCAACUCCAUGUCCAUUUUAAAGCACUCAUUGGGCCCAAACCAAACCAGAAACAUCUGCACUGACUGACUCUGUUUGGAUGGAAACACUCCUACAUUAACAACCAGUCAGUGUCGAUAAGCCUGAGAUGAAGUGUACUAAAAUCAGCUGUUUUUAACUCUUCACCUUCUGCAAAGAGCGUCCACAGUCAGCAUCAGCUUUCCAUCUUAUUGAGAAGAUGUAAAGAAUAAUAUAGUGCUGAGGGAAGUGAAGUUCAACAGAAAAAUGACACCAAAUAACAGAGGAAGAUUAUAACCAGACAGAUCCGUGCUAAAUAUGUUUUCGUGCACUUCUUCCAUAAAAGAGAUGAGUUGUGAUUUAACAAUAAGUCCUGAUAAAAGGGGUUAAUGCUGUAUUAUGACAGCACAAUAGAAUAUCAUGUUUUCUUAUUUUAAAUGAAGGGAUGUUUUGUUUGAAGUUUGAGGAGACAUCAUUUAGAUCCCCUACCUUUCUUCCUUACAUUUUGGGUCUUAUUUGUAUGUUUGGGGAAAUGCCAAAAAAAAAGACUCUAGUUAGUUUAAUGUGACUCUACUCAAUCUCUUGACGGUUAUGUCCUGCCAGUUUAUUUCUAUCUUUUUCGUUUCCCCCGCUUGAAACACCUCCUCACCUCUGCAUGUCCUUGUGGUCAAGGUUAGAUGGGUGCAUGGUACAAGCAGCAGAUGAUUUGUUUUCCUCAAGUCAGUGGAAGUGUAUUUUUUUUAUUUUUUUUUUUUACAUUCAGCAAUAAAAAAAGGAAUCUUUUCCCCCACCAUGUCCAUUCUUGGAAAAUGCUAGAGGAUUUUAAAAAGUGAGAACAAACACGCGCGACUGUCAUUGAUUGUAAAAAAAAAAAAAAUUAAAAUAAAAUGAAAACACCUGUUCAUAUGAGAAAAUAAAUAUUUCUUGGUAUCAUUUUGGCACAUGCCCAUA